Molecule: messenger RNA, 1222 nt
Organism: Hibiscus syriacus
Lineage: Eukaryota; Viridiplantae; Streptophyta; Magnoliopsida; Malvales; Malvaceae
Product: transcription factor TCP14-like
Exons: 1
Coding region: 96-1142 (348 amino acids)
Cellular component (GO): nucleus
Molecular function (GO): sequence-specific DNA binding; DNA-binding transcription factor activity
Source: RefSeq, a predicted model, not a curated record
AAUCAAACAACUCCUCUAUCAAAAAGAUUAAUCUAAAGGCUCCUCACUCCUCAAUAUUGACCACCACAAAGAUAUCAUACUGUUUUCAUGCUAUCAUGGAAGGAGAAGGCAGCGAUGAUGACCACCACCGCCAUCAACACCGCCCUGAUUUCCUAUUCCGACUACUAGAGACAAAAGAAGAAGAUGGUCACCCUUGUUCCUCUUCUUCUUCCCAACCCAACACAAGUGGUUCCAUCUCUAAUCUCCAAAUUUCACUGGAACCUACCAAGAAACCAACCCCUAAACGUGCCUCCACCAAAGACCGACACACCAAGGUGGACGGUCGAGGUCGGAGGAUCCGCAUGCCGGCUCUUUGUGCAGCUAGGGUUUUUCAACUCACUCGUGAACUCGGCCACAAAACCGACGGCGAAACAAUCGAGUGGCUACUCCAACAAGCUGAACCAGCCGUGAUCGCAGCCACCGGCACCGGCACUAUCCCCGCAAAUUUCACUUCCCUUAAUAUAUCCCUCCGUAGCUCGGGCUCAACCAUGUCGGUUCCUUCUCAGUUUCGAUCCUCGGAUUUUAACUCCAACUCGUCUAUGCAACAACGUAGAAGUUUGUUCCCCGGUAUCGGACUGGAAAGCGGUAACUCGACUUCGUUCGAAAUAUCACAAACUGAAGAAGGAAGGAGACGAAGACAAGAGCAAGAUUUGUCUUCAUCACAACAACAAAAGGCUAAUUACUUGUUGCAGUCAAGCACGGGGGCGAUUCUGGCAAGCCACGGUCAGAUUCCGACUAACUUUUGGAUGGUAACUAAUUCUAAUAAUCAAGCUAUAGGUGGAGGUGGUGAUCCGAUAUGGACAUUUCCAUCGGUUAAUAACAGUGGUUUUUAUAGUUGUAGUAUGUCUAGUGGGUUGCAUUUCAUGAAUUUUCCUGGUCCGAUGACCUUAUUGCCAGGCCAAGUAACUAAUGGUGGUAAUGGUGAAGGUAGUAGCAUUAGUGGACAUUUGAAUAUGUUAACCGGAUUGAAUCCUUAUAAUUGGCAAGUCUCCGGAAGCGGCGAAUCGGCAUCUCGAGCGAGCGGGUCACAUUCACACCACGGCGACGACAGAGGUGGAGGUGAUGACACACAUGAUACAACAACAACUAGUCAUCACUCAUAGAGACGAUCAUCCUCUCUUGUUUUGAACAAUUGUGUUGGUUUGAUGUGUAACACACGUGAGGCUUAAUUGAUUUUUAAUUA